GGCACUGCUGGGCGGCACUGAUGAGCACUGGUGGGUGGCAUUGGUAGGCACUGAUGGGCACUGGUGGGCACUGAUGGGCACAGGGGCGGACUGACAACUCAUGGGGCCCCCGGGCAAUAGGGGAUCAUGGGGCCCCUGUGUCCUUGCCCAAACUCAAAAAAGCCUAUGAAAAAAGGUACCAGGGGCAUCUCAUGGGGCCCCCUACUGACCCCGGGCCCUAAGACAGUGCCCGAGUUUCCAAAUGGUCAGUCCACCCCU
Staurois parvus is the source of this 258-nucleotide messenger RNA. The record is from the annotation of a GenBank genome assembly. NCBI's taxonomy places the organism in Eukaryota, Metazoa, Chordata, Amphibia, Anura, Ranidae.